AUGGUGUUAGCAGAUUUGGGCUCGCGUUUGAGAAACGCCUUAAAUACAAUCAACUCGGGCUCGGAGUCAGAGGUCCAGGCGUUGGUCAAAGAUAUUUGUACCGCAUUACUAGAGUCAGAUGUUAAUGUGAAGCUAGUUGCGAAGCUAAGAGACAACAUCAAAAAGAAGUGUGCCUCCGAGAUCAAGAACGAGAACGAGUCUUCUGCCAACAAGCGCAAAAAGCUUCAAAAAAUCGUGUUUGAUGAGUUGUGUGCGUUGGUUGACUCCCACGAGGAGCCACCAAAGCCUCAGAAACUCAAUCGUUCAACACCCAAGGUUAAAAAUAGCAAGAAACCAAAGAAACAGGCCACCUCACAUGUCAUCAUGUUUGUUGGUUUGCAAGGUGCUGGUAAGACAACCUCUUGUACAAAGUUAGCAGUCUAUUACAAGAAGAGAGGUUUCAAGGUUGGAUUGGUGUGUGCCGAUACUUUCAGAGCAGGUGCCUUCGAUCAAUUGAAACAAAACGCUAUAAAAUCAUCCAUUCCUUUCUACGGUUCCUACUUGGAAACUGACCCUGUCAAAGUUGCAUAUGAUGGUGUUAAAAAGUUCAAAGAGGACAAGUUUGAUAUCAUCAUUGUCGAUACGUCAGGUAGACACAAGCAAGAACAGUCUCUUUUUAACGAAAUGGUGCAGAUCGGAGAUGCAGUGCAGCCAACCCAAACAAUUAUGGUUAUGGACGCUUCGAUUGGUCAGGCAGCUGAGGGCCAGGCUAAAGCAUUUAAGGAGUCUUCCAACUUCGGUUCGAUCAUCUUGACAAAGAUGGAUGGCCAUGCUAAAGGUGGUGGUGCUAUUUCCGCAGUUGCUGCUACACAAACACCAAUUGUGUUCAUUGGUACCGGUGAGCACGUUGGUGACUUCGAAGUGUUCAAGCCAUCCACUUUUAUCUCGAAAUUGUUGGGCAUUGGAGAUAUCCAGUCUUUAAUUGAGCAAGUUCAGCUGUUGAACCUCCAAGAUGACGAGGGCCAUAAGCAAACAAUUGAGAACUUCAAGGAAGGUAAAUUCACGUUGCGUGACUUCCAAACUCAGAUGAACAACUUCAUGAAAAUGGGACCCUUGACGAAUAUCGCAUCCAUGAUUCCUGGCAUGUCUAGCAUAAUGAGUCAAAUUGGCGAGGAAGAAACUUCCAAAAAAAUCAAGAAUAUGGUUUACAUAAUGGACUCGAUGACUACGAAAGAGCUUGAUAGCGAUGGCAGAAUUUUCACAAAGGAGCCGGAGAGAAUUUUAAGAGUUGCACGUGGAGCUGGUUGCAGUGCUGUAGAGGUUGAAAUGGUUCUACAGCAGCAGCGUAUGAUGGCCCUGAUGGCGGGUGCAGCCAAAAACAUGGGUGCUGGAGCAGGUGGACAAAUGCCGGGCUUAGGAGGCGGUGGUGGUGCUGCUAACAUGCAGAGGAUGAUGCAACAAGCUCAACUGAAUCCAAGCUUCAUGCAACAAGCUAUGAGCAUGCUUGGAGGAGGUGGUGGCGGUGGGUUAGGCAACAUGGCUCAAAUGAUGAACAAUCCUCAAAUGAUGCAGCAGGCCCAGCAGAUGAUGAGACAGAACCCGAAUUUAAUGCAACAAGCUCAGCAGAUGAUGCAGAACCCAGGAAUGAUGCAAAAGAUGAUGCAGCAGUUCGGUGGCAUGGGUGGCGGAGGCAUGUAA
Candidozyma auris is the source of this 1677-nucleotide messenger RNA. RefSeq names its product RNA-binding signal recognition particle subunit SRP54 (gene SRP54). Lineage: Eukaryota; Fungi; Ascomycota; Pichiomycetes; Serinales; Metschnikowiaceae. Gene Ontology annotation, molecular function: ATP hydrolysis activity; GTP binding; endoplasmic reticulum signal sequence receptor activity. Gene Ontology annotation, cellular component: cytosol; signal recognition particle, endoplasmic reticulum targeting. The transcript has a single exon. Bases 1 to 1677 code for a protein of 558 amino acids. The record is from RefSeq and is a predicted model, not a curated record. Gene Ontology annotation, biological process: SRP-dependent cotranslational protein targeting to membrane, translocation; SRP-dependent cotranslational protein targeting to membrane.